Thamnophis sirtalis is the source of this 1381-nucleotide messenger RNA. The record is from RefSeq and is a predicted model, not a curated record. NCBI's taxonomy places the organism in Eukaryota, Metazoa, Chordata, Lepidosauria, Squamata, Natricidae.
UGUGACGCAAUGAGUGUGUUAGAAAAAGAGCACGACUACAGGGAAGAACACUUUGAUUUCAUUCAGUCGCACAUUCGUAGGUUCUGCUUGCAGUAUGGAGCGGCCUUGAUCUAUACAUCCGUUAAGGAGGAGAAGAACCUUGACUUGUUAUAUAAGUACAUUGUACAUAAAAAAUAUGGCUUUCACUUUGCAACCCCUGCCUUAGUGGUAGAAAAGGACGCAGUUUUUAUACCUGCUGGCUGGGACAAUGAAAAGAAAAUUGCAAUCCUGCAUGAGAAUUUCACAACAGUGAAGCCGGAAGAUGCAUAUGAAGACUUCAUCGUGAAGCCGCCUGUAAGAAAGUUAGUUCAUGAUAAAGAGUUUGCGGCAGAAGAUGAACAGGUCUUUCUAAUGAAGCAGCAGGUAAGUGGGGAAAAAAAGCACUAUUUUCUGUUUUUGCUUGUCUCUGGUGCUUAGGAUAUUUUAAAAUAGGAUCUAUGCAUCAUGAGACUUUGGGUCUCAAUGCAGCCCCCUAAUUCCCCCCUCCCCCCAAUGCUCCCUUUUUGUAGCCUUUGCAUCCCUUUUUGAUCACAGUUGCAGAAAACCCACCUUCAUGGUUUGCUGGCAGGUAAAGCUCAAAACAUUUAAAAAUUUCUCAAAUUAGAGGAACAUCAUCUUGGUCUUCUCCAUAGAGCAUUGACUACUUAGCAUUAUUAUCCUACUACUACAGACCGUAAUCCUCCUCUUUUUCCUAUGAUAGUAAGUCUUCAAUGAAUCUCCAGUAAGCAGAAUCCUUGCCAGAAGGACCAGGCUGUAAAGCUCCAUGGGAGAAAAAUAAUUCCCAGAAAUUAUAUGCAGAGCGAAAGUGGUGCUUUCUCUGUUUUGCGUGGUGGCUUUCUCUCAAAAGCAAUUCUUGGAAUUGUAGUUGUCUGAUGUAGUGAAAGAGAUCACUGUGUCUGGUCGCAUGGGGCUUCUCUAAUUCGUGGAUGAGCUGUUUCCUUAGGGUAAUUUUGAAUUUUAAUUUAGAAAUACUGCUCUUUUUUUCAUUUGAAACUAGUGACUCUGAUUCACCCUUAUCAGACAUAUAUAACAUAGGCACAAUAUGCCGUCACCCUGGUGUUGCUGAACACAUCUGCCAUUGUCCUUCACUGUUAACUAUGCUAGAUGAAUUCGUGUUCACAAACAUCUGGAGUGCUGUACGUUGUGCCUCCAUGAGUGAGCGAGUUUGUUUGUUUGUAUCCUGCCUUUAUUAUUUUUGCAAAUAACUCAACAUAUCGAAAACCCCUUCAUCACCUCAACCAGCCCUUUUAAGAUUAGGACUAGAACUAGCCCAGUCUCCUGCGUAUUGACCUUAAGUCAUGCAACCGGUUCCACCACAAAAGCGCGUAGGACAAAAUCGCGC